AUGUUCGAUGAUGCUGUACAUUCGGCAGUUAAUCAAUCAAAAUGUCCACCGGAUCCACAACAUUUUGAUGACUUUGUUUUAAAAGCCUUUGAAAAGCAACCAAAUAUCAGUGAACCUCACUUCUACUCACAAGCAUUUGAUGUAAUUCGUGCAUUGUGUAAACGAUUAGGAGUAUGUUCUAGCUUGGAGACAACUCUAGCAGGAUUCAUUUUCGAUGAGUUAGAUUGGUGUAACAGUAGUUUCACGGGUUAUAUGAACGAUACAAUCUCCUGUGGUUGUGACAGUAAUAAAACAGUGAUAGAUGCAUUCUGGAGAAGUGCAUCUGCUGAAUAUGCUAAAAGAGCAUUCGGCAAGGUUGUUGUUGUACUGAAUGGAUCUGUAGAACAUCCGUUUAGAGAACAUGGUGUCUUUGCAAGUGUUGAGCUACCACAGCUAACAUAUCCUCGUAUUCAACAAUUGACUGUGAAGGUAAUUCAUAAUCUUGGCGAACAGAAAUAUAACCACACUUGUGAAUCACCUAACAUUAAAAAACUUGAAGAGAAAGUGAAGUCUAAGAAUAUCACAUAUCACUGUAUAGAUGAGCCAGCGUAA
Messenger RNA from Trichobilharzia szidati, 591 nucleotides. The record is from the annotation of a GenBank genome assembly. NCBI's taxonomy places the organism in Eukaryota, Metazoa, Platyhelminthes, Trematoda, Strigeidida, Schistosomatidae.